AUGCCCACAAAAGAGAAAAAAACAACAGAAACCGAAGAAAGAGAUGACGAAGGAGAGGAGAAAGAGCCAACGAAAAAGAAAAAGAAGAAGAAGGAAGAUGCUGAGGUGACAGAGAACGACAAUGGGACGGAUGAACAGAACAACAAUGAGCCCAUCAGCCAAGAGAAAUCCUCAAACGAGGACGAAAAACAGGUAAAGAAAGAGAAGAAAAAGAAGAGCAAGACAGCAGAAGGGCCAGAAGACAUGGGCUCCAAGGAGAAAAAGAGCAAAGACGGCAAGAAAAAGAAGAAGUCGGCUGAGGAAGAGGAGGACGAGGACGCCAAAGGCUCGGACAGCGAUGAGGACAAGAAAGCCAAGAAGAAAAAGUCAAAGGUCAAGCAGGUGGAUUUUGCAGAACUCUACCAGGAGGAGCUGAUCAGCUAUCACACCGAGGAAUCGGACGAUCAGGAAGAUGAAUACAACAAAAAGAAAGUGUAUGAGGUGGUGACUGUGACAGGGGAUGUUAAAGGUGCCGGGACCGAUGCUAAUGUGUUCGUCACCAUGUUUGGAGAGUUCGGAGUGUCUCCCAAAGUUCACCUGGCCAGCAAGAGCCGAACAGCCUUCGAAAAGAACAAGACAGAUGUGUUUCGCAUCAAAACACACAAUGUUGGGCCAAUAAAGAAACUUAGAAUUGAACAUGAUAAUACGGGCAUGAGUGCCAGCUGGUUCCUGGACCGGGUCAUCGUGACUGACAUGAAUAGGCCACACCUCCGCUUCUUUUACGCCUGCAACAAUUGGCUGAGCAGAGAAGAGGGGGAUGGACUAACUGUUCGAUAUCUGCUGGGCAGCCUGAACCCCAUGGACAUCCCAAAACAGAACAAGUACAUUGCCAGUGUCUUCACAAUGGAUGCUAAAGGCAGCGGGACUGAUGCCGAUGUUUAUUUAAAUAUUUUUGGAGAGUUUGGGGAUACAGGAGAGCGGAAGCUGGUCAGUGAAGGAAAAGACAAUUUUGAGCGCGGAAAUGAAGAUAAAUUUACCAUUGAGGCACCAAAUCUCGGCAGACUAAGAAAAAUAACCAUCGGUCACAACAACAAGGGCUCUUCUGCUGGCUGGGCCUGUGAUAAAGUUAUAAUAGAUGACAUGGGGAAUAAAGAGGUUUAUGAGUUUCCUGUUGAUGCCUGGUUUGACAUUUCAGAAGGGGACGGAAAAAUACAGAGAGAUGUGCUUGCUGGAGCCACACAACCAAUGGCGAUAGUGUAUAAUGUACAGGUGAUGACGGGAGACAUUCGUGGAGCGGGCACUAACUCUAAGAUCCACUUAGUAAUGCACGGCCAUAAAGGAAACAAGAACAGUGGUAAGCUGUUCCUGGAGGGUGGCACGUUUGAGCGCGCUCAGAUCGACAUCUUCAACGUGGAGCUGCUGGAGCUGAUCAGUCCGCUCAGCAGAGUCACUAUCGGCCACGACAACGCUGGCAUCAACUGCGGCUGGUACUGCGAGAAGGUGACGGUGUACUGCCCGUUCACAGGUUUAGAGCAGGUGUUUCCCUGUGGCCGCUGGUUUGAUGAAGAUGAGGGCGAUGGAUUGGUGGAGAGGGAACUCUAUGAGAUGGUCUCGCUCAGACAGAAAAAACAAAAGAAAUUCCCCUGGUCUCUGUGGAUCUUUACAUCAGACAUUAAAGGUGCCGGCACUGACGCUCAGGUGUUUCUGCAGGUGUACGGAGAAAACGGAAAGAGCGACCAGUUCAAACUCGAGAGCAAAUCAGACAGUUUUGAACAGGCACAGUGCGACAAAUUCAUUAUUGAGAUGCCUGAUAUCGGGAAGAUUCGCAAGCUGAGAAUCUGGCACGAAAAGAGGAAUCCUUUCUCUGGCUGGCAUCUUGGCAGGGUGACACUGAUGAAGACUCUUACUAGAGAGAAAUACUCGUUUGUAUGUAACCGUUGGCUGGACAUCAAUGAAGACGACCAGGAGAUCAUUAGAGAACUGCCAGCUGAAGGAAAACUUGUGGCCGAACCUUUACCGCUUCUUAAGUAUCGUGUGACUAUAUGUACGGGAAAUGUGAGUGGAAGUGGAACAGACGCCAGUGUUUAUUUAAACAUCAUUGGAGACCUGGGAGACACCGGAGAGCGCCUGAUGUUCAUGAGCAAAAACAACGUCAACAAGUUUGAGAAAGGAAACGCUGAUGAGUUCCUGGUUGAGGCGGUGACUCUGGGGCAGAUCAGGAGGGUGCGGAUUGGUCAUGAUGGACGGGGCGGAGGCUGUGGUUGGUUCCUGGAUAAGGUGAUGGUCAGAGAGGAGGGACAGCCUGAAGCCUCAUCCAUCGAGUUCCCAUGUUACAGGUGGUUGGACCGUAAUGAAGACGACGGGCAGAUCGUGAGAGAGUUAGUCCCUACUGAUGAUGGCCAACGUUUGUUCACUGUUGGCUAUCACAUUGCGAUAAAGACAGGCAGUAUUAACGGCGCCAGCUCAGAUUCGAAGGUGUUCGUGAAGCUGUACGGAGAGAAAGGCGACACCAACAAGAUGCUGCUGGUCGUCUCUGAUAACGACCUGGGGAACUAUUUCGAGACUGGACAGACGGACAUCUUCACCAUAGAGACCUUUGACAUAGGCAAGGUAAACAGGUUGCUGAUUGGCCACACUAAUGAAGGUCUGCGGGCCGGUUGGUUCCUGGACAGUGUUCUGAUCUGGGUGCCGGUGCAUGGCUUGCAGUAUAUGUUCCCCUCCCACCGCUGGCUCUGUAAAGAUGAGGCUGACGGGAAGGUGGAAGUGGAGAUCUACCCAAGUGAGACACUGGAGAUAGAGAAAUUGAUCAAUUAUGAGGUGACAGUGGUGACAGGAGAUGUGUGGGCCGGAGGGACGAAUGCAAACGUCUUCCUUCAGAUUUAUGGUGAGGCAGGAAAAUCCGAACUAAUUCGGCUCAAGAGCCGAUCCAACAACUUUGAGAGAGGAACCACGGAGAUCUUUAGGAUUGAGGCCCUGGAUGUGGGGCGGGUCUAUAAGAUCCGCAUUGGCCAUGAUGGUUCGGGUAUUGGGGCUGGAUGGUUCCUGGAGAAAGUUGACGUUAAACGCCUGAUCAUGGCAAUGGUGAAACCAGAGAAGAAAGAGGAGGAAAAAAAAGACAAGAAGAAAAAGAAGAAGAAAAAGGAGGAGGAAGAGGAGCCCCCAGGUGAACUGAAGGAGGUUGUACGAACGUUCAGUUUCCCAUGUGGCCGAUGGCUCGCUCGUGAUGAAGAGGAUGGAGAAAUACUUGUGGAGCUGCGAGCUGAGGAUUAUGAAGAUCUGGAGGAUAACACAUAUGAGGUUCAUGUGUUCACUGGGGAUAUGAUGGGUGCCGGAACCGAUGCAAGUGUUUACAUCGAUGUCUACGGAGAAAUGGGUGACACGGGUGAGAGAAAACUACGCAAGUCAAACCACCUUAACAAGUUUGAGCGCGGACAGGAGGAUGAGUUCACGAUUACGGGGAUGGAUCUGGGGCCUUUGAAGAAACUGAGGAUUCGUCAUGAUAACAAACAGGCUAAUGCUUCAUGGUACCUGGACCGCGUAGAGAUCUUUGAUACAAAAGAUGAAACCAUGUAUUUUUUCCCAUGCCAGCGUUGGUUGGCAGUAGAUGAAGAUGAUGGGCAGCUGGGCCGUGAGUUAGUGCCUGUGGACGAGGCUUUCAUGAAGAGAGAUGAAGAUGAAGAAGAGGAGUCUGGGCCUGCUCAGCUUGGAUUAGAGCAAAAAGCGAUGUCAACCACAUUCACAAUGAGAGUAAAAACAGGGGAGAAGAAGUAUGCUGGAACAGAUGCAAAUGUUUUCGCCAUUCUUUAUGGAACCAAAGACGACACAGGAAUCAUUAAUCUAAAGGCCUCGAAGAACCAUAAGAAUAAGUUUGAGUUGGGAUUGAUUGAUGAGUUCACCAUAGAGGCAGUGGAUAUUGGGAAACUCAAGAGAAUCCGCAUUGGACACGACAACGCAGGCGGUGCGUCUCCAGGCUGGUUUCUAGACUGGGUGGAGAUCGAUGCUCCAUCUCUGGGUCAGCUGCUGCGCUUUCCAUGUGGACGAUGGCUGGAUAAAGGAAAAGAUGAUGGUGCCAUAGUCAGAGACCUGUACCCUAAUGAGCUGCAAACAGUGCUGUACACACCCUUUGUUCCCUAUGAAAUUAAAAUCUUCACCACUGAUAUAUUUGCUGGGGGAACCGACGCGGAUGUCUUUAUCAUCCUGUAUGGGCAAAAUGGAGUCUGUACGUCUCAGAAAUCUCUCUGCAUUAAUAAGAGAGAGAGGAGGAUGUACUUUGAGCGAGCAGCAGAAGACAUGUUUAUUGUAGAGCUGCAGGAUAUUGGAGAUAUCAUUGAGAAAAUCCGCAUCGGUCAUGAUAAUCGUGGGGUGAAUCCUGGCUGGCAUUUAGACCGAGUGGAAAUCCGAAGACUGCUCCGGAAAGGAAAGGGCUCAGAAACAGCAAUAUUCCCCUGUGAGCGAUGGUUGGCUCAUUCGGAGGAGGACGGAGAGACGAUUCGUGAGCUGGUGCCGUCUGACAUCAUCGUAGAGAAACUUUCACGAGAUGGGACCCUCAAAGUCAUCGAAACAGAAGUAGACGACGCGCUGGAGAUUCACACAUAUACAGUGACAGUAAGCACGGGGGAUGUGUAUGGCGCCGGCACUGAUGCCAACGUGUUCAUCACUCUUUAUGGAGACAUGGGCGACACUGGAGAACGCAAACUCAGCAAGUCUGAGAACAGCAACAAGUUUGAGAGAGGAUCGGUGGACACGUUCACUCUGGAGGCUGUGGACCUGGGCCAGGUGUUUAAGAUCCGCAUUCGCCAUGACAACAGCAUGCUGAGCGCCGACUGGUACCUGGAGCAGGUGGAAGUGUUGGACCAGGACACGGAGGAAGUCUUUCUGUUUUUAUGUGAGCGCUGGCUGUCCAGAAAGAGGGAGGACAAGCGGAUCGACAGGGUGUUCUACGUUAAGGGCUUUGAGGAAGAGCGAGAGACCGCUUUCUGUCCAAUUAAAAAAGUCACCAGUCUGGACAGCAACAUGAACAAGAAAAAGAAACGACUUUCAGAGGAUGAUGAAGAUGAGGAGGAACCAUCACUGAUCCCCUACCACUUCUCGGUGACGACGGGUUCGGAUCGGGAUGCUAGUACGAGUAGCAGAGUGUACGUCAUCAUUAUAGGAAAGAUGCACAAGAGGUCGGAGCGUCUCUGGCUGGAUUUAGAUGGGAAAAGCGCAUUCCUGCCUGGAGCACUGGAUUACUUCACUUGUUACGGGACUGAUGUUGGAGAGAUCAAGAAAGUGGAAUUGGGUCAUGAUGGAGCAACUCCGGAGAGCUGCUGGUUGGUGGAUGAGUUGACCGUGGAGGUGCCGACUAAAGCGGUGCGCUAUGUGUUUCGCUGUAAAUGUUGGUUGGCCAAAGACAGAGGAGACGGACUGACCGCACGCAUCCUAAAUGUGCAAGAUGCAGAAAUGGUCAACAUCUCACAGAAGGUGAUCUAUGAGGUAACGGUGUUUACAGGAGAUGUUCAGCACGCAGGCACAGACACACAGAUCUACAUGACUGUGUUUGGAGUCUACGGCACGUCAGAGGAAAUGUUACUGCCAAAAUUAGAGGACAGGUUUGAACGAGGGCAGGUGGACACAUUUAAUCUGGAGAUUGAGGAUAUCGCUCCUUUGAGAAAGAUGAGAGUGCGUAUCGAUGCUUCUGGAAGCAGACCCGACUGGUUCCUGGAUAAGAUUGAGCUUCAUGACCUGCAGACGGAUGAAGUGGCCACGUUCACGUAUGAAGAAUGGCUUUCUCGCUCAUACGGGCCCAAGCGAACGCUCAUAUGCGAGAUGCCGGCUGUGAUAAACGACGAGGAAAUGGUGGAGCUCACAAUAUACACUGUUUCUGUGAAGACCAGCGAUGCAACCGCGGCUGGAACCGAUGCUAAUGUGUGGAUGAUUAUUUUUGGUGAGAACGGUGACACUGGAACUCUAACUCUGAAAGAAAGCAACAACACCAACAAGUUUGAGCGCAAACAGACAGAUGUUUUCCGCUUUCCUGACAUCCUCAGCCUGGGCGAGCUCUCGAAAGUGCGCAUUUGGCACGACAACUCAGGACCGGCUCCUGGUUGGCACCUGGAGUAUGUGGACGUUCAUGAUGACAUCUUGGGGAAGAAGUUUCGCUUCCAGUGUGACCGCUGGCUCGCCAAGAACGAGGAUGACGGACAGAUUAUGAGAGAGCUGGCCUGUGCCAACAAUGAUGGGGUGGAUUUUGAUGAAAAAACCAAAUAUGAGAUCCUGGUCACGACAGCAGACAUGGAUGAUGCAGAAACCAAAGAGAACGCCUGGAUUGUUCUAGAAGGCAAGAAGGGACGCUCCAAAGAGUUCGUGUUGGAGAACUCAGCUAAAAAGAAGCGCUUUUUACGAGGCAAUACGGACCGUUUUGAGUUCUCCUCAAAGGAGCUGGGAGACAUUGCUAGUAUCUGUCUGGGACACAUCCCUAAAGAUGGCAAGAAGGUCAAAGUUGAAGCCUCCUGGUUUGUGGAUGAGGUCAUUGUCACGGAGAAGGAACUUGGCAAUAAGUAUAUCUUCCGCUGUGACGCCCCCAUCUCUCUUUCCUCAAAGCGAGACGAGUUCCAGACCUUCGAGUGCACCAAAUUCAUUGAGAGCUUCAUCAGCAAGGCCCAAAGCCUUGUACCGGUAAAAUACGAGGCCAUCGUGAUCACUGGCGAUGAGAAGGGCGCGGGCACCGACGCCAAUGUUUUUAUCACCAUAUUCGGCAGCAAUGGAGACUCGGGUCGCAGGCAGCUCUGCAAGAAAUUCCUGAAUCUGUUUGAGCGCGGACAAACCAACCGCUUCAUCCUGGAGCUGCUGGACAUGGGUGACCUGCUGCGGGUGCAAGUGGAGCACGAUAACUCUGGACUCAGCCCCGGCUGGCUCCUCAGCAGGAUCGAGAUCACCAACACAGCCAACGGAGUCACCACCAUCUUUAUCUGUGGGAAAUGGCUGGACAAGAACAAAGCAGACGGCAGGAUAAAGCGUGUGAUCUAUCCCAAGUAUUGAUG
Danio aesculapii is the source of this 7001-nucleotide messenger RNA. RefSeq names its product lipoxygenase homology domain-containing protein 1-like. The transcript has 45 exons. NCBI's taxonomy places the organism in Eukaryota, Metazoa, Chordata, Actinopteri, Cypriniformes, Danionidae. The coding region runs from base 1 to 6999 and encodes 2332 amino acids. Gene Ontology annotation, molecular function: protein binding. The record is from RefSeq and is a predicted model, not a curated record.